Messenger RNA from Panicum hallii, 765 nucleotides. RefSeq names its product alpha carbonic anhydrase 7-like. Gene Ontology annotation, molecular function: zinc ion binding; carbonate dehydratase activity. NCBI's taxonomy places the organism in Eukaryota, Viridiplantae, Streptophyta, Magnoliopsida, Poales, Poaceae. The record is from RefSeq and is a predicted model, not a curated record. The transcript has 3 exons. The coding region runs from base 1 to 765 and encodes 254 amino acids.
AUGUACGCGGCGCCUCGGAGCAGCAGCAGCAAGAGGAGGGCGGCGGCGGCGGCCGUCGCCGUCCUCGCCGUCUCCCUCUCGCUGCCGCUGCUCGUCCCCUUCGGCGCGGCGCAGCAGGAGAUCGAUGACGAGCUGGAGUUCAGCUACCGGCGCGACGCCGGGAACGGGCCGGAGCGGUGGGGCGCGGUGCGGCGGGACUGGGCGGCGUGCUCCGCGGGCCGGCUGCAGUCCCCCAUCGGGCUCUCCGACGCCGUCGCGGGGCUCGCCGACCGCCCCGGGCGCCUCGGCCGCUCCUACCGCCCCGCCGCCGCGUCCAUCGUCAACCGCGGUCACGACAUCAUGGUGAGGUUCAACAGCAACCCGGGCGGCGUGGUGAUCGACGGCGUGGCGUACCGGCUACGGCAGAUGCACUGGCACGCGCCGAGCGAGCACGCCAUCAACGGCCGCCGCUACGCCCUCGAGCUGCACAUGCUGCACCAGAGCGACGCCAACAGCAACAAGUACGCCGUCGUCGCGCAGCUCUACACCAUCAGCCGGAGCCGCCGCGACAGGACCAUCCACAGGCUGGAGCGGUACAUCAGGAGGAUCGCAAGGAGGAAGGACCACGAGGAGCUCAUUGACGACACGGUGGAUCCGCGGCGGCCGGUGAGCCGGAGCACCGUGUACUACAGGUACGCGGGCUCCUUCACCACGCCGCCCUGCACGGAGGGCGUCACCUGGGUGGUCGCCCGCCAGGUAAGAAGAUCCUUGAGCUUGUACCAGUAG